Messenger RNA from Paramecium pentaurelia, 632 nucleotides. Lineage: Eukaryota; Ciliophora; Oligohymenophorea; Peniculida; Parameciidae. The record is from the annotation of a GenBank genome assembly.
AUGACACGGGAAAAUAUAUAAAAAUAUUAUAAUCAAUAGGUCAAUAGGCAAUUAUACGUAAAAUAAAAUUUUAUAUUUUGAGAUAUUUACACAGGAAUAGGCUAUUUAAAGUAUUGAGAUUUCAUUAAGGUAUUGUCCCUCUUGGUGUUCAAUAUGCAGUGAAUAAUUCAAAUGUAUUAGGCGUAAUACGAAUUACUACAUUUCAAAAAGGAAUUUAUGUGUUUUAUGCAUUGGUAAUAUUUAAUUUAAAAUUAAUGCCAAUAAUUGCUUAGAUUUGAUACUACUGAUGCAACAAAAUGUACUCUAAUUUUAAUUAGUGGCAAAUUCCAGACUAUUAAUAAAGAAUUUAUUUCAUUAGAAAUUAUUCCUGUUAUGUAUUCUGAGAAUCGAGUGGUUAGUUAAACAGGUUAAAAUUUGCCUAAAUGAUCAAAUAUCUAUUAUUCGAUUUGAAAAAAAAACUGAAUCUUUGGAGGACCUUAUAUAUGGGCAUAGUUUAGAUUUUCUAGAAAAAUCAAUAUUAUUGAUCUUCAUGAUAGUUUAUCAAUAGCUUUUAUUGUUGUUGUUGGUCCUUCAUUACAAGGAAGAUGGUAAAUUUAUUUUUUUGAUUUAAAGAUAUCUUAUUUAAGAAUUGA